GUGUUUUCAUUUUUAUACUGUGAAUUUGAGGUGUAUUUCUGGCCCGGCCAUGGCGUUUUCAGUCGUGUAAUCGUCACAAACCCUCGGCUACUUUGUUAUCCGUGGAGUGUCGAAGAAUUCAUUGAAGCAAGAACAAGAUUAUGGAUCAGAUGGAUAUUGAUCAUGUUUAUGACGUUCCCGACACACCACCGAAUAGAAUCUCUUCACCAAGGAUUAGUGGGAGGAGGAUUGUUCCGGGGGAAAGUAAUCGGUUAUCAUCGAUGCCGCGACCAUCAGGACAACAAACCUGUCUUGUGGGUUCUGAAGAAGAGCCAAUGGUCAUUGACAGUGGAAGCAGAAGGCACCUGCGCCCUCAGAGAAGCUCGUCUUCGGUAAAUGGUGGCCUAUUCCGAAGAGGGAUGUCAGAUAAACCUAAUCACAUAAACCAAAAUUCUAUUCAUGCUCGACAACGAAGAUCUGUUAGGCUUCCACCGCAAAGUUUUGGUUCUACUUCUCAAGAUGAUAGUUUUGUAGAUCUGACAGAAAGUCCACAUAAGACUUCCUUUAACGGACUACCCAACGACAAUCCAGCAAUUGAUGGUGCUUCUUUGCAUGGCGUUGCAACAUUUUUGAUUGAAGAAACUGGUAGUGUGAAUGGAGUUGGUUCCGGUAUCCAUUAUACAGAAGGGAUUGAUGGAAGUGCCCAAAAUGAACCUGGUAAUGGUAAUUUUCUGUCUCGUGGUCACAUUGCCCCACCUAAAGUAAAUCGACAAAAGAGAUUGGUCCGAAAUGGAUGUAUAUCUCCCAAUAACAUAGCCAAAGGCAAGCAGUUAGCUGGGAUGAAUGCUGAUGGUUCUGAGGAUUUAGCGCAUAACAAUUGUGAAGACAAUGCUGUCAGGGAAAUGGUUGCUGAAGACAAUGAUUCUUUUUCACGGAAGGGUAAAGGAAUUAUGACUAAUCCCUCUGCAUCCAUGGCACGUCAUUUGAGGCACAACAAUUUGCAUGACAGGAGCUAUUUGAGUUCUAAUGUGAUGCCUAUGGGACCCAACGAUUCUAUUACACAUACAGGUAAUGAUAUUAUAGAAUCACAUGGUUGGAGAAGCACUCGUAAUCAGAGAAAAGGAAUUUAUAUAUCAUCGUCAGCUGAUAGAGAACAAAUUUCAGUUGGGGAGGCAGAUGGCCCUAGGUAUUCUAGUCAACACCAAGAAAGUAGGUUGGGGAGAAAGGAUAAAGGACCGAAUUCUCUAGAUGCUAAUGAUUAUCCAGAUGUUCAAAAUUUGGUAUCUCCUGAGCAUGUUCAUCCUCAACACUUUACAGAAUCACUGCUCCAUCGAAGAGUUAUGGUGGAGCAAUUAAACGAGUCACAUUCUGCAUCAGACUCAGUUGUUAGGAGGCAGAGGCAGAAGCCGCGGCAGAGGCAAAGGCAGAGGCAGGGAGCUGCCUCUAGUAACUGUGCUGAAUCUUCUACACCAGUAUCGAAUGAUCCAGAGAUUGUGUGCCUUAAUUCAUCUGCAGAAGCUUCCGGACCAACAUAUACUUCUAGUUGGGACAAUUUACAUGGCAUUGUCGAAGUUGAAGAAUCAACUCCUAGUGCCGAGGAUGAAGAUGCUAGAGCAAGGCAGGUUGAAGCAGAUGAGCAAUUGGCUCGUGAGCUUCAAGAGCAACUCUACAAUGAAUUUCCUGUUUUUGGAGUUGGGGAGCAGGUAGAUGCGCAUGCGGCACCAGCAUUUCAGCUCCAAGAUGAUUCAAUCCAUGGUGUUUUUGAGAGAGGGUUGUCAAGAGCCAGGAUGCCUACACUACCCCCAUCUCGCUCUACUUCCAAUGCUCCUCGUAGAGGAGCUCCAUCUCGUGGCUCUACAUCAGGAAGAAUGACAAGGUUGAGGAGUCGUUUUGCUGGACAACCACGUGGCAUAUUACCAACUAGAGCUAGAAGAGCCCCCUCCUUCCCUGCAGAAAUGGAUUUAGAUACGAGAAUACAUAUACUGGGAGCACUGGAAGACUUCAGUAACAUGGAAACAAGUGGCUUCCUUCCAUUCGAGCAAGCUUUCAAUGGGAAUGACUAUGAAUCGUUACUGGCACUUGACGAGAACAACGACCAGCACCGUGGCUCAUCUACCCAUCACAUUAAUAGCCUUCCGCAAUCAACUGUUAUGACUGAUAAUUUUGGUGAAGCCUGCGCCAUUUGCCUCGAGACUCCUUCUAUUGGAGAUACUAUCCGUCACCUCCCGUGCUUGCACAAAUUUCACAAAGAUUGCAUCGAUGAAUGGUUGAGGAGGAGAACAUCUUGCCCUAUUUGCAAGUCGUCCAUAAAUUGACAUGGCCCUGGUGCCAAUUGUCAAACCAUAGUUGUUGUAGGAUCACAGACAGGUAUAUCGAAAACCUUAAUAUGCGCUCAUGGCUGAGCUUUGAAACUCAUGAAGAGAAUUUUCCUUUGUUGAAAUCUGGUUGAGUACACUGAGAUACAUAUAUCGAUACAUGUAUAGACAAUGGUGAAUAUUUUUCACAUAAUCUUGUGGGAUGAAUUUGCAUGGUUUACAUAUGCUUUUGUUUUUGUUCUAUGGAUGUCUUUUCAAAAUUUA
Andrographis paniculata is the source of this 2558-nucleotide messenger RNA. RefSeq lists its product as uncharacterized. Lineage: Eukaryota; Viridiplantae; Streptophyta; Magnoliopsida; Lamiales; Acanthaceae. The record is from RefSeq and is a predicted model, not a curated record. Gene Ontology annotation, molecular function: zinc ion binding. Bases 141 to 2294 code for a protein of 717 amino acids. The transcript has 9 exons.